UUUAUUUUACUUUGUUUUGAGACAGGGUCUCGCUAUGAGACAAGUUGGGCCUGGCCUUGAACUUGCUUAUGUAGCCCAGGCUGGCCUUGGAUUCACAGUGACCUUCUUCCCUCAGCCUUCCAAGAGCUGGAAUUAUGGGUGUGUGUCACUACUCCCAGCUUAUUGCUAGUAUUAGAAAUAAUUAUUAUAGUCUUUUAAAUAGAGUACAAUGGUAUCUCUCACUGUAGAUGUGAUUGGCCUUCUCCUGAUACUAAUGAGAAAAUAAUGGAAUUGAAAAUACUGGACUGUUUUGUGAAAAAUACUAGAUUGGUUUGUAAAAGGAUGUGGGUGUCUGUGUGUGUAUACAUACAGUAGUCCUUAAGACCACCUUGUGCAGUUAAGAAUAUAAAUGCUGUACACUUAUGAAAAUAUCACUCUAAAGUUUUGGCAUCAACCAGAGCUCCACUGGAUUAGACAGCCAGGUAACACCCGUGUUCCAGGGAGGAUGAAUACAAAAUAGACUCUGGUCUGUCUCUGAGAGGCUAGGCAGGUGGGGUCCAGAAGGCCCAGGAGGGUGCAGCACCCACUGUGCUAGAGAGUGGGGGAGGGGGAAAGCUGUGGCUGGGCCUCUCCUCACCCCUCCCCCAGCCCAGGAGCCCUUUGUGAUGAGGAGGCCACAGCUUUGUGAUGCAAACCUGGGACCCCUCCCUGCUACCAGACAGAACUCUCAGGGCUCAGUUGCCUGAGAGCAGCACUGCGAUUCAGAUGAUGGAGAAUCUUCUCACUCCUCUGAAAAGCCUUAGCGCCACGUGGCUGAGCCCCAGCUCCACCACCUUUGCCAUGGACAUGGUCCUUGCCAUUGUGUGUGGAGUGGGGCUGUACCUCCUGUUACUGCCCUGGCUCCCGGGUGAACCAUCCUUGCCCCCAUCCAGGAGAACUAGAACCAUCAGAAAGCGUCCAGUGCGGAUGAGGUGGAAGAGCAAGAGCAGGACCAGGAAGAGGACGGGCGCUUUCAGAGACCACCGGGAAUUCCUGGAGGAGACCCGGAACCACAUUUCUGUUCCAGAAAGCCUCCUGAGGAUGCUCCCUGAUGAAGACCAUCCUGCUGCUGUGUGCACAAGUCCACCUGCCACAGCCCCGCAGCCACAUGGGAAGGACGAGCACACCGCCACUCUGUCCUCAGUAGAGGCUUCCCCCUCCCCUCUCACUCGGAACCUUCUGCCUCUGGCCUCCUCUCCAUCGUCAGGCUGGUCCACAACCUCCUCGGAUCUUGAGUGUUCACCCACAGCCCUUACUUCCUCCCAGCCCCCAGAGCCCUUGCUUCUGCUGGACAGAAUUUCACCUCAGCCACUUCCACACUCCCUCCCCCCACCAUGUCCCCUCAAAUCUACCACAACCCCCCAACCCUGGUGGGACACUACAGAGAAGCCAAAUCAGCAGCUCGGUCCUCAUCAACUCUCACAUCCCAAGAUCCCAGGGCUCCACUUUGAGCAGAAAUGGAACCAGCUGUUCUGGGGUCUGCCCUCUCUGCACAGCGAAUCCUUAGUGGCUGCGGCCUGGAUUUCCCCGAACACUGCUGUUCCCCACUUUCAAUCCUCCUCAUUUAACAAAACCUCACAUUUUCACCCAACUCACCGGCAGGAGAAAAUGUCACUGGUGCUUCCUCAGGCCCAGGCCCCCUCCUAUCUGGAGCCCCAAUCCCCACCCCAAUUCCAGCCCCCACUUCUGGGUUAUGCCCUGACUCAGACCCACCCACGGUCCUCUCCCCCAGUCCUGUUAUCACCUCCUGUGUCCCACAGCAGGGACUGUGGAUCAGCCUGCUCUGCACCCCAUAGCACCCCACAGUCUCAGGUUCCAACUGAAAUUCAACACCCAGGAUGGCCCUUGUCCACAAAACAACUGGAGCGUGGGGGUGCUGCGCCCUCAGCAGCCCAAAGUUCUCAGGGGAGCGAUAGCCACCCCACUUCCAGCCUUCACCAAGGCAAGUAUGCUGCUGCCACCCUUCCUGGGACUUUUCCGCUCAACCCUGAGGUCCGAGCACAGCUGGAGCAGCACAUUCAAAGGUGGAUCACUCAACACUGUGGAGACCUAGCCAGCAAGACCCAGGGGUCUACAGGACUCACCCAGCCUCCAAGUGACUUGACUCUUUCCUGGGAGGCAAAGGACAAGGCUGGGCCCUCCCAUCUGCCCCUGUCUACAGCUGAAAGCAGCCAGGAUGAGCAGAUGAGGUUCCAGCCAAGCACGAACCCGGUCAGGAAUCUGGGGCAUAUUCUAGGCAAUGUCCCAAAAGAUCUGUCCAGGGCCUCAAGAAGCUACCCCGACAAGGAUCCGUGGGUGCCCUCUGAGGAGUCAGAGAGAACCCUGAUGGCGCCCAGGGAGAGAGACACUGGUAAUGACUCCCCAGGAAGUGCUGACAGGGGGCACAUAGAGGAUGUGCUGAAAGUGCACUUGGGCACAAAGAAUGGGCAGAUCCAUCAGGGGCUGAUCCCGCUGAGAGUGCGCCUGUCCUGGCUCAGUGUCCACGGUGCCUUUUCCACCUCUGACACCCACGUGGGGACCAGAAAGCCAGCAUCCUCCAGGGCUCAGGAAAUCUCUAUGAACCCCACCGAGAAGUUUUCCGUCUGGUACCCAAGCUGUCUACAGGACCUGGAGACGCACCUCACCAGGUUUAGGGUGAAGCGCAAGUGGGGUCUCCUCCUCAAGCUCCUCAAGGCUGCAAACCUCUUCAGGCCCACAAAGGCGCAGCUCUUAUCCUUGCCACAGUUUUCCCCACCCUCCUCAUCUUCUGGGGAUUCUUGGGUAGACUUGAUCCUUGAGGAUGCGGAGUUCUUGGGGGAACCACCUGAGGCAUUUCCUGAGGAUGAGGCCAGGGUCAAGGAGUCUGUCUCUCCACUGGGCAGUCCCCUGGUCUCCCCUCUUGUGCUAGAAGAAACCAAGUCAGAACCGACAGGUGUCCCACUGGUUGAUGGUCAGCCUUUAUCAGAGGGCCCCCUGUCCGGACAGGAUAGCAAGGGCCCUUCAGAGCAACUCACAUACAGCAGUGAUGACACAAUCCGUGACAGCAGGAUUGUUCAAAUGGUCAGCAGGGCUGACCCAACAGUCCCCUUGCAUCCUGGAACAUAUGUUGCCCAAGAUGCAGCAGAGCCAGGCCAUUGGGCAGACACCAUGAGGACAUUUCAGCAUGAAGAGAUGAAGUCAGCAAACAGUUCUCAAGAGAGUGGCUCGGGGUCCCAGCUUCCAGACAAUUUGGUAUAUGUUCCACCCCAGUGCCAUCACCACCUCAGGCCCCUAGGCCAGGUACUUGCUUCACAGAGGUUAGGUGACCUAAUGGCACAGAGAGAGUGCAGCCUGGGCCAGCAGAAGCCCAGGGUCCUGAUGCACCAGCACUCUCAGAAGAGCCACAGCAGGAUGUUUGCCCCCACUUACAAGCAGGAGGUCAGCAGGGGGACUGCCCCAGGGAAACAUGAAGACAGGAUGGGAGGCUUGGCCUCCCAGGGUUGGGGAAAGCAAGGCCCCCUGGAGAGGGAGCACCCUCGGCAUCUCCCACAGAAGCAGCCAGUGCCUUCAGAAGGCCGCUUCAAAAGAGCCCUGAAGAAAUUUCUGCAGUGGUUUUUACCCACGAAAAAAAUGAAAGGGCAGGAAGAUGCCCCCCAAAAAGGCAAGCCUGCAGGGGCCACUUACCGGAGCUGGAGACCGGCCCCAGGCAGACUGCGUGUGGACCGUGGUGCUGAUGAGGCUCAGGUGCUCCUGACCCCAGUUGGGCAGAUGCUAGACACUAAAAUGUGUUUUCACUGUGAAGUUCGUGACCUGAAGUUGAAUCAGCACAGACAGGAAGGAGGUCAAGACUCGGUCUCCCAGGCUCCCUGCUCCUUAGAGCACAGGGGAGCAGCAGGAUAUGUGGUAGCCCCCGAGUACCGCAGCCAUGGUCUCAGGGAGAGGCCCCCCCAGGAGUCCUUGAAAACUGGACAGCAAGGUUGGGGGCAGCAGGGCCAGAGGCUUCCCCACCCCUCAGUGCCCAUCAAGCCUGUGUGCCCUGUCAGCCCUGCCCAGCGUGGCCCCUCAGUCUCCAGGGCACCAGGCCAACAUCACUGCCCCAGGCAUUCUCUUUGGAGAGGGGUCUUAACUGAGCAACCGAGAGAUUUCUCUCCACUCUUUCUUACUAGGGAGCACCUCCAGGAGCACAAUAUGCGAUGUAGCAGAAAAUGAUUUUCUCACACUCUCCAUCCCUGAGACUUACU
Messenger RNA from Cavia porcellus (domestic guinea pig), 4217 nucleotides. RefSeq names its product spermatogenesis-associated protein 31A1-like. The record is from RefSeq and is a predicted model, not a curated record. The transcript has 4 exons. NCBI's taxonomy places the organism in Eukaryota, Metazoa, Chordata, Mammalia, Rodentia, Caviidae. Bases 667 to 4185 code for a protein of 1172 amino acids.